AUGGAGAGAGGGGUUCUCAAUCUGCAACCUGGAGUUGAUGAUCUGAAGGGAGAUGUUCAGAUACUGUGGUCUUUUGAAAGUGGCAGACAAAAUACACGUGUCGCGCAGAUACAUCAAGGGAAAAUGUACACUCAUUAUAACACGCAAUUCACUGGCAGAGUGCAGUUAGAGCAAACAACUGGAAUUUUAACCAUCUCAGACAUCAGGACUAAUCAGUCUGGACGAUGUACACAACACGAAACGGAGGAUUUCUGCUCUGUGUUCUGCUCGGUGAAGAAUGAUCGAGACGUGUCUAUCUCGUGGUAUAAAGGGAGUGAAAUAGUGAAUCAGAACAGCAAUCCUGAUCUCAGCAUCAACCUCAGUUUAUCAUUAGAUCUUCAUUAUCAUGAUUCAGAGACCUACAGAUGCACGGCUGUGAAUCCAGUGAGCAAUAAGAGCGUCCGUCUUCACAAGAAAGAGAUCUGCUCACCACAGGAAGAUUGUCUGGAUCACUGUGGCAUCUCUGAGGCUCUGGUUCGUCUGGUUCUGUCUGGUCUGGUGGGAAUCACCGCUGUUUUAUUUCUUAUUGAACAUCUGAUGCUCUGCUCAUCUCAGAGAAGAGCUGCUGCUUCUGUGUGAUGGUGAUACUUCUGUGAGAUUCUGGGUAAUUGCUAUUUC
Carassius gibelio (silver crucian carp) is the source of this 657-nucleotide messenger RNA. RefSeq lists its product as uncharacterized. The coding region runs from base 1 to 618 and encodes 205 amino acids. Lineage: Eukaryota; Metazoa; Chordata; Actinopteri; Cypriniformes; Cyprinidae. The record is from RefSeq and is a predicted model, not a curated record. The transcript is spliced from 3 exons.